GCAGGCUUGAGAAAAGCCUUGAAGUCGAGCGUCCACCAGAGAGCACGUGACGACUCUGUGGAGUCGAGGCCAGCCGGCGGCGCGCAGCCGAUGGAUGGACUCGUCAUCGCGUUUGGGAACAACAAGGCUAGCCGGUCUAAAACUGGAACAAAGAAGAGGUACCACGAGGCUGGAGCCGGGCUCCGCGUCCCGUUACGCGCCCGUGGCAUUUAGAAGGGGGAAGUCGGCGGGGCUUUAAAGGCGGCGGGGGCUCCUGACGGCUCCACACCUGCCUCCACCCUCAGCCUCAGCACCAUGAGCCGCCUGCUGCUGGGAGCCGCGCUGCUGGGGAGCCUGAGCAUCCGGGGGACAGCACAAGAGCUGCUGGAGCCCCCUGCCCGGGUGAGCUACGGCGAGAGCCAGUGGCUGGAUGCCAAAAGCUGCCAGGGCAUCCCCAAGCCUCAGUGCGACCUGAGCAGCGUCACCUCGGACACCAGGGAGUGGUACUACGCCCGGGUCAGCUCGGUGGCCCCCGGCGGCCGGUCGGCCUGGGGCCUCUCGCCCCGGUUCAGCCCGCGCUGGAACACCAAAAUCAGUCCUCCGGGGCUGAAGCUGAGCGUCAGCAAACAGGGGAUCGUUGUCCACGUGAAGCCGGCCCGUGCGCUGGCCAGAAAGAUGCGCACCGAGCUGCACCACAACGUCUUUAUCACCCCCACCGAAGGGGAGGAGCCUGGUCCCCCGGCACGUGAAGAGCAGCGCUCCGAGCCCGCCCGCCUGCCUGACCACGCCCUGACCGCCACGCCGCCACGGCUGCAGCUGCAAACAUCUGCGCCUGGACGCCUCCACGCCAUUUGGGAGGGAACUGUUUCCUCGAGGAGCGUCGUUCCAACAGGGGGGGUUUAUUGAAUGUUUUUCUGGUGGUGAAAACGAUUUCUGUCUCAGGGAUGCAGGGAAAAGAAAGACUUUGUAUCUCCAAACUCUGACGUAGUUUUCCAGAUAUCUGACUCGUGUGUCCAUUUCCAAAUAAAAACCUCAGACCUUUCUACCUUCAGAGAUGGCAUUGGU
Messenger RNA from Menidia menidia (Atlantic silverside), 1044 nucleotides. The record is from the annotation of a GenBank genome assembly. NCBI's taxonomy places the organism in Eukaryota, Metazoa, Chordata, Actinopteri, Atheriniformes, Atherinopsidae.